Momordica charantia (bitter melon) is the source of this 787-nucleotide messenger RNA. Its product is annotated as cell wall integrity/stress response component. Lineage: Eukaryota; Viridiplantae; Streptophyta; Magnoliopsida; Cucurbitales; Cucurbitaceae. The record is from RefSeq and is a predicted model, not a curated record.
CGAACCAUCUUCUUCUUCUUCUUCUUCUUCCAACUAUGGCGUCUGCUCGCUGCUUGCUGGCUCUUCCUCUCGAAACGUCGAAGCAUCCCAGUCCUUUCAUUUUUACUUCUUCUUCUUCUACUGACGCCUCCUUUGCUGUCGCGUUCAAUUCUGCUUCUCGUCGGUGCGGACGUUUUAAGCUCCCAAUCUCCUCUCUGUGCUGCAAAAUGGACCAUCGUCUAAAAGCUAAGCCACAAGAUUCGGAAGCAACAUUAGUUGCCGACUCCUUCACUCAAUUCAAACACCUGCUGCUUCCAAUAACUGAUCGCAACCCUUUUCUUUCAGAGGGAACGAGACAGGCUAUUGCUGCUACCGCCGCUUUGGCAAAGAACAAUGGGGCUGACAUAACAGUAGUCUUGAUUGAUGAAAAGCAGAAAGAAUCAUUUCCAGAGCACGAGGAGCAACUCUCAAGCAUUCGUUGGCAUUUGUCUGAAGGUGGAUAUCAAGAGUUUAGAUUGUUAGAGCGAUUGGGGGAAGGGAGCAAGCCAACGGCAAUCAUAGGAGAGGUGGCUGAUGAACUGAACUUGGAUUUGGUAGUUAUAAGUAUGGAAGCCAUUCAUUCUAAGCAUGUGGAUGCAAACUUACUGGCUGAGUUCAUUCCCUGCCCUGUUAUGCUCUUGCCAUUAUGAAUAUUAUUGUUGCAUUUUCUCCAAUCUCUUCAGUUUUUGUUUUAUUUAGUCAUCUGAUGUUCAUGUUUUUCUUUAACAAUGUACUGAUGUAUAUAUAAAGUGGUUUAACUUUGAUGGUU